AUGGACGCUCUCGAUAGACCGGUUAGGAUCCCACCCAGAUAUGUCCAUUACGCAAACAAGCAUUCGCUUUUUCAACUCCAAAAAGUAAUGAAUAUUAAGCUUCUGUCAGAAAGUUCAUAGAAUCUGUUGGAACGACUAAUUCUUGCUCGACCAGACGAUCCCAUUCAAUAUCUCAUAGAUUAUUUGAAACUGGAAAUUUCUCAAGGUAAAAUUGACUAGUUUUCCUAGUAUUCAUUAAGUUCCGGCUAUUUAUAUUUUUGGCCCGCCAUGUUCUGGGAAGAGAACACUUGGUAAUUACAUCUCAAAGAGUCUUAAUUGCGUCCACAUUUCAUCUGAAAACGUCAAAAAUCUGGAGGGGUUAUAUGCCAUUGAUGACGCAGAAGCAUACGAACAAGUAAGAGCAUAAAGAUUUUCAUACCUGAAGUGUCCAAGCCCUUAUUAUCUUGCCAUGUCCUUGAAAAAACGAUUGCUCCAGCAGGAUUGCGAAACACGAGGUUAUGUGUUGACCGGAUUUCCUGAAACAGAAGAACAAGCAAAGGCGCUACAGUUCGAAGGAAUCUUCCCGGAUAUUGUGCGUAUGAAUAUCUUUUCGUUUCUUAAACUGCUUAUAGUGGUUCUGGAUACACAGGAUUGCGUAUUGAUAGAAAGAGCCGCUGGUGAACUAAUUGAUCCCGAAACUGGUGGUGGGUCUACUUUUUAACGUUUCUAUGGGUUCAACCGUUUUAAGAAUUUAGCAUAUUCAGAAAAUUACAGUUAAUAUUUUCGAUCAUUUAAAUACACUUUUAUACGGUAGUGCCGUGUUAACAUUGAUUUUUCUAUCGGCCCACUUCAGCGCGGAUUUAGGUAGGCCGCGUGCUGAUCAUACUUCGAAUAGUUUUGGAAGCGAGUACUUUUGGCUUACUCCUUGGUCUUAGCAGAAUGUGUUCUUAUUUUUCGCACUAACGUAACCAAAUAUGAGGUAUAUAAUUUGUUUAUGUGUUUAAUAGUGGUUCAUGAAUAUGGACAAAUAUAAAUGGGCAGGUAUAAUUAGGCAGCCAAAUUCUAUAUUUUCCACAGGAUGUUGGAAUAAUAUUUAACGUAAGCAUAUAGUUAACACACAAUCAAUAUCCAUGACUGAGAAGCUAGGGUAAUUUUCAAUACAUAUAAUGGUUCUGUGAUACUCACUAUGGUUGGGUCUUAAUGAACUGAAAACCGCUUGCACUUUGUAAGCCUACUUCUUGGGCUAUAUUUCAUCGUGAAUAUGCAAUCGGUCUGGCAUAGUUCGGUUAGAAAUAUCGUACUAUGGACAUCAAUUACAGGUAGGCAGUUCUUUCGAGAAUUUUGUCGGCGAUGAGCAACAUCGGAAGAAAGACUAUGAGCUGAAAGGUCACCAGGGAUUACUUUACACAUUUUGGUAUAUAAACUGGAUCAGACUGCUCACCGCUCUCUUAGAUGGUGACCUGCCAUUGUAUCUUUUCAACCAGUCACUAAAAAUUCGAGGAAAGAGUGCUUGUUUUUUGGGGGGUGGCUGCUGAACCAAGUCUGUUUGUCAAGUUCGGGCAGCAGUGCUUGGCAGACCUUUCAGUCAGUCAGUCAGUCUCGUCUUUCGUUUGUUUGUCUGUGCAGCAAAUCCUCUCAACAAACUUUCUGUCGAGUAAACAUUCAAAGACCCGCGAUGCUCAAACGUAGGAUCUUGUUCUUAUCGCUCGAAUACCUUGUGAAUUUAGACUUUAUAGGUUCAUCGAUAGGCUCAUCAUGGAUACUGCGUUCGCACCGUCUCGUCCUUUUCACACUUCCUCAGCUUGCAAAAUGACUGUUGCCAGAAUACAGAAUAGUAGCUUCACAGCCUCCAAAAUCCGCCUAUAUGAUCUUAGUUUUUUUACUUAUCCAAGAACGAGACUGGUUUGAGUCAGCUUCAAUACUUGCAUGGGUAGCCAGUGAACAGUCUUUCAGACUACGAGCGGCUUCUUGAACUCGCUUGAACGUUUGUUUUCCAGCUUUAAUUUUUCCUGUAUUGACAGCUAAAGUAUUUGAUUGUUCGCAGGCAAUACUGAAACAUUGGCCGACUAUUUUUCUAGUCUGUUUCGUCAUGUUGUCGACCUUGUCAUAUACGCAUCCCGGAAAAGUUUCUCAGAUGCGAACGUUCCAUCUUUCUGGAAAACUUUACUAGUACUUAAUUUGACACACCUAAUAUGGCAUCAAUGAGCAAAAUACAGCCCUGAACGAAGGUACAGUCGUUAUAGGAGCUCCGACCGUGGACACCGUAUAGGGCUUAUAAGUUAUUGAUAUGCUUGGAUUGGCAUGAACAAGACUGUUUUAUUAGCCAUCACGUUAAACGAAAUCUUUAGAAAUCCACAUCAAUAUUGAUCUAUUUUAAGGAGGCUCAUAACUACACGUAACGAGUUACCGUAACGAUUGAAACCUUUCAAGCCGUGAUAAGUGCAUCUGAUUAAUUAAAACAGGGCAGCAUGCCACAGGAUUGGUCUCACUAUCUUUUCUCUGUAUCACUGAAGAGACAGCGAAGUGAGUUUGGGCCCAGCUUUGCCCCAGUCGCAUCUGCAAAUUCCACCUGUUUUUCUCCUAUCAGAUACUUACCACGCCAUCUUUAACCCGGCUCCUGACCCAAAGAUGGCAGCUCGCUUGGAGCGUGCACCGGGCACAUCGCCGGAGGAAAUGAAAGCCAGUCUAAAGGAGUACCAUCACCACUUUGUCGCCCUGAAGAAUAUAUAUGGCGACCUGAUGACCUCAAUCAAUACGGAUCAGCCAUUGACGGAUGUAUUUUCACAGGCUCUGUGUCGCCUGAACCGUCCUCCCCGGACCGUUGCCAUGUGGACGCCGCGGGUCGUCCUACUCGGCUACUCAGGCUCCGGGCGCAAGACCAUGGCUCGGAUGCUUGCUAAGAAGUAUGAUCUCGUGCCAGUCCACUGCGGCACUCUCAUUCGCACUGAAGUUCUAAAGGGCAGCAAACUGGGUCUGGCUAUGUCGACGUACACUGAGGCCAGAUUGCCAGGUGGGAAUUAACACUCAUCGUUUCUCUCUCUCUUGACAGUUAUUGGAUCAUUUUACAUAAGGGAUCACGCUUUUAUCUCGGAAAUAGGUGGAUCCGCUUAAAAUAUAAAUCAGCUCGUUAGGCAUUAAACCAGACAGUGUGAUAGGAACUACCUAGUCGCCAUCGUGGCUGCUUUUUGCCCAUAGGACUCAAGGGGUUGAAAAUAAGCUGGCGACAACUAAACCACAAGGUGACUGCUGGGAGGGGGUUAAAUGCAGUGACGCCUUUUGUCAAACGGCACUGUCAGACGAAGCACGUCUGACAGUAUUAACAGAGGUCUCCUUUAAUUACUGCUGUCGUAUAUGCACAAAGUACCAUACUCUGGUACCGGACUGGCAACCGGAGAUAAUAGUUAUAUUGUUAGUUGCUUCAACGACUUCCUAGUGCAGGAUGUAUUUUACGUCCAGCGUUUGUAGUGAGAAAAACCGAAAUGCCAUAGGGGAGUUUGUUGUUAUUUUCGCAACAUAUGGUAUCAGUUUGGAUUCCCAAUUUUCUUAUCCUGUAGACUGUACACUGACAGUGUGCCGCCGGUGAAGUGGGACUUCUCAUGAGCAAGCUACGGUAAGUGGGCUAACUCAUGGAAUUACGAAAUGCAUUUUUGUUUCGUAAAGAUUACUUAAGUGGGGUUUUAAAAUAAAUCGUACUGUAGCAUAAUUCAGUUACCCCAGGAGACCAUCUUUCGAAUGAACCUCGUUUCGGCCGCACGCAAAAACUGUACUCUGUAAAGAAUGACUGCUUAUGCAGCAUGCAUUUUUCUCAUUGAUUUUCGGUGCCCUUAAAGAUUCAAUUAUAUUUUAUGGAAAACAUCUAUAAAACACUUACUCUUUUGCUCAUUCGGUAGGAUAUUACUUCUUUUCCAUUUUUACACUCGAUGGAAGGGUGUACUUCAGUUUUCGAAAACUUUCCUAAUUCUCGAAUAAUUUUGAAACUCGACCUGCCGUUACACUUGCAUUCAGGGUUUCCAACUUACAAGCCCUAUAUUUUCCGCGUACGGACAACCAUACACUUCUCUACGGGAGACUAUAUGGGAUUCAUAAAAUUUAGUACUGGAUUUGAACCACACCGUUAACUUUGUAAGCCACAUUGUCAAAGGCAGAGAUAUGACGUUUUAUAAACGGCCAUUCUACGGUAGUGAAAAUCCCACAAUUAGAAACUCUUUAAAAACCGAAUUAUACCUUUUCUUCGAGUAAAAAAAUUGGAAGAAGACGUAAUUUUCUACUGAAUAUGUAGAACAAUGAAUACUUUUAUGCGUUUUCCAUGAAGUAUAAUCUAAUUUUUUAGGGCAUCGGAAACCAGUGACAAACAUUCCAGCAACUUAAGUAAUCAUUUUUACAGAACGUGGUCUUUGUAUGCAACAGAAAGAGGUUUGUUCGAAAGCCAAAAUCCUUAGGCAACUGAAUUGUUAUAAAAUUAUGCCACAAAGUGAUUUGUUUUACAGUCCUAUUUUAUUAAUCUUUGCGAAACGAAAACACAUUUCGUAAUUUCGGUUGACAUUUCAUGAGUUAGCCCACCUACUGCAGUCGAUGUGGAUAUGCCGGCGAAAUCCGUUGGCUGAAUAACCUGAUAGUUAUAAACAACACCAGUGCUGCAGUUCGCUCUGGGCUCCACUUCACUUCAUCCAGCUACUGGUUACGUAUUCAGAGUUUCAUGUCCGCCAGUAACCGAUGCUACCUUUGAGGAAAUGUGAAAGCCUUUUGUCUCGAUAGUAUUGUGUCGUUUAUGCCUUUGGUGACCAGCGCUCCAUCUUAUAGGCCAGCAAAAAUCGAAGCAGGCUUCAGUGGUAUACGUUUUUUAGAUAUCUGUCAUGUUAACGAGCAUGUGCACUUUCUACCCCCAAAGUCUGGUGAAUCCAGCUUACUGUCCGAAUUAUAAGACCCCCUGUCGGGCAAUGUCACACUACCGGUCCAGUUACCUGACAGUGCCGACUACAUACUAUCCAUUUCCGUCUACGUCUGUUGAUUGCACGCGUUCCUGGACCUGCAGAGCUCUUGAAACUUGGACCCAUAAAGCUGCGUACUUCGCACGCAGCUCAAUAUGACUCUUAGUUGAAUGGCCGUCCAUGCUUCUUAAAAGCGUGUUGCUGGAUGGUCAUAACCUCGGUCUAUCACUCUGGCUGAGCCGAGGCUCAGGUCGUGGGUAACACGGGUAACGUGAGAUGCCAUCAGCAACUUUAUGGCCUCGCCCGUAGUUUUCAGCGUGGCAGAACUCUCUGUAACUGCAAUUUAGCCAGUAAACAACGAAUACCUUUGUCCCAUUAAAGAUAGGACUUUUAAAAAGCACCAUUUGACGGCGAAGUGCUAAAUUGGAUUCCUUAACGGCUCGCACCGCGAGUGUCGCGUAAAGCUGAUAAAGAUGUAUGAGCUUCUUACUGUGUACUGGGCGACCCGCAUAACUUGGCUAGUUUCCUGCAUUUGAUUCAUCCAUGUGGGCCUGUCGGCCUUUUUUGACGAGCUUUUAUGGACAGGCGUUUGUUCUAAAGAGUUGCCGAGGUUUUUUGAACUAGGUCCUCUCGGCAGCUGACGUGCUGCGGCAGUUACACUCGCCAGUACAGUGCGCUCGGUGUAGACGAGAAAUUGUCAUCUAGAAUGUGUUUGUUGGUUUUUGACUACCGCCUUCGGCUGUUGACUCUCUGGUUGGGCACAGAUAGUUGCGCCCACAAUCCGAAGCCAGUCGCAAAUCCCCCCAUCCAUCGUAAAGUCUGCUUCAGGGACGACGUAUUUUAAAGCCCCCUAUCCCGUUCUACUUGAUGAGAACAGACAGGCUACCGAGCUUUCAUGCCCCAAAUCCGAGUUGAUACUUCUAGAGCACAUGUCCCCCAGGAUUAGUAGUGAGGUACCACCAAUGUACGCAGAAACUGGUAAACAUAUGAGGGCGCUUUUGAUUUGCACGUAAGUGAAUUCAUCUACAGUGAAACAAGCUUAAGGGGGCUUGAGCUCUAGAGAGGCCAUCCUAAUUAACAAAGCAUUCACUUAUCAGUUUGCUUACAGUUUACACCAUGAAUUUCUCAUGCCUAGAGGUUAGGAGAAGUGACAAACACUGAAAUGAUUGCUCCCUGCUGAAUGAUCCCUUGACGCCGAGAAGCAGGGUUUACUAAGAUUUAAAAGGGUUCGAGAAAUCCAACCACUUGUUUGAUGAAUAGCUUACACGUUGUUUACACGUUGGAUCUCAGCCAGAUAUGACGUCCUCCGAGCUUACAGAGAGUUCUGCAUCACCUUUCUCUGUCAUUGUAGGGCACAGAAGUGUUUGGACACGCUGGAAAGGCCCCUGCAUAAAAAUUUCAGGAGUUUACCUCAUUAAAAAGUCCUACCCAACUCAAUUUAGUCUAUUGAAAGACGUAUUAAAAACUACAACGGUAGGGUGGAGGACCCCAAUUAAAUGUCGGCAGACUGUGGAUCAUGUCACAUGGAGUUUUAUCUUCGCACCCAUUUGCAAAUCGUUGCAGAAAUUACACUGCCAACAAUGAUUGCUUCCAAUGACCUCAGACCAUUAUUCAAACUCCGUUAUUCUUUUAAAUUUUUUUUAAUUUUUUAAUUAAUGCGCACAUUUCCGUUGCCAUACGAAAGUGUACGACAAGACUUCCGGCCGAAAUUCAGACGGUUCCUGUGUUUUCUUGGAUUUUGUCAGCUUACUGGGUAGAGGUCGGUUACGCUGUCCUGGACUCAAGUGUAAGCGCAAUGUCAGCAUUGCAAGUAAAGUAAGCCGAAGGAGGAUGCAGAAGUCUUAGUGGGAAAGAAGUUACAGCUAAAACGGAUAAGGGCAGCCUGGUGUUUCUGUUUAGAGGUAGGGUUGAUUUCGGGAUUUGGGUAAGUGUCGGGCUGAGAAUCGAGUUUAGGGUUUGCGUUAAGCUUAAGGGUCCCGGUUAGAGUUGGGGUUUGGAUUGUGGUUUAGGUUUACGUUUAGCGUUAAGGUCGGGGUUAGGGUUAGUGUUGGGGCAGGGUUACGGUUAAAGUUAGGCUUGGGGUUAUGAUUAAGGUCAGAUUUAUGGUUAAGGUUAGGGUUACGGUUAAGGUUGAGGUUGGGAUUAGGGUUUGUGGUAGGUUUAGGAUUAGCGUUAGGUUUAUAAUUACGCUAAGAAUUAGGUUUACUUUUGAGGUGAGGUUUACCGCUGGGCCUGGUGUAUUGCUGCCCCAUUAUUACCAUUACCGUAUGACAUGAUCCACAGUUCACCGACGGUUAAGUGGGGUCCUUCACUCUACCGUUGCCAAAAUUGCUUUAAAGAUGGACGGAAAACUGUACUUUUUAAAACUGUAUGAAACAUUUACAUGCGCCACCUUCUCUCUCUCCCCCCUCCCUCAACCAAAUCCAGUUCCGGACCCGAUGGUCAUUAAGCUGCUUAAACUGCGUCUAACUGAGGUGGACUGCACCCUCAAGGGUUGGGUCCUCUACGGCUUUCCCCGUUCCUGGAUACAGGCUGAACUCCUGGAUUCCGCUGACCUUGAGCCGAAUCGAAUCAUCGUGUUGAACAUACCACAUUCCGAAACAGCUGUUCGCCUCACUGGUCGACGUGUGGAUGCGGUCACAGGUGAGACCUAUCACCUCUGCCAAAACCCCCCACCCGAGGACCUGGUGGACCAGCCAAAGCGAAUAGGCAUUCGACCGCGCACAUCGGAGUGCGAGAUUAGUACCAAGCUGUCGCGUUUCGCUGCUCAGCGCGACGAACUCAUGAAGUUCUACGGCUCACGUGUGACCCAAGUCAACGCCGAUCGCGAGAUUCCUACGGUGUUUGAAAGCGUGGAGGCUGCUAUUACAAAACCACCCCCCUAUAAGAGCGACUCCUAG
Spirometra erinaceieuropaei is the source of this 7807-nucleotide messenger RNA. The record is from the annotation of a GenBank genome assembly. Lineage: Eukaryota; Metazoa; Platyhelminthes; Cestoda; Diphyllobothriidea; Diphyllobothriidae.